This is a messenger RNA of Phyllostomus hastatus (greater spear-nosed bat), 2028 nucleotides long. It is a transcript of the gene ZBTB32, whose product is annotated as zinc finger and BTB domain containing 32. Gene Ontology annotation, cellular component: nucleus. Gene Ontology annotation, molecular function: DNA-binding transcription factor activity, RNA polymerase II-specific; protein binding; RNA polymerase II cis-regulatory region sequence-specific DNA binding. Lineage: Eukaryota; Metazoa; Chordata; Mammalia; Chiroptera; Phyllostomidae. The record is from RefSeq and is a predicted model, not a curated record. The coding region runs from base 156 to 1661 and encodes 501 amino acids. Gene Ontology annotation, biological process: regulation of transcription by RNA polymerase II. The transcript has 6 exons.
GAGGAGCCCAAAUAGCAGUUCAGAACAUGCGGUGGUUCAGGAGGAAGCUACAAAUGGCUUAAGAAUAUGCUGUUCCUCCCUCCCCUUUCCACCAUGGACCUCACACUGUGGCCUUUGUCUCAGAACCUCUGAGAUUGGUACCCAGGCAAGGCAAAAUGCCCCUGUCCCCAACAAGACUGCCUAGCCCCUAUGACUCUGAUCGGCUAGUACGGCUAGCAGCCAGGCUCUGGCCAGCACUAUGUGAUACCAUGAUCACUGUGGGGAGCCAGGAGUUCCCUGCCCAUAGCCUGGUGCUGGCAGGUGUGAGCCAGCAGCUGGGCCACAGGGGCCACUGGACUUUGGUGAAAGGAAUCAGCCCUUCCACUUUUGCACAGCUUCUGUACUUUGUUUAUGGGGAGAGUGUUGAGCUGCAACCUGGGGAACUAGGGCCCCUUGAGGAGGCAGCCAGGGCCUUGGGGGUACAGUGUCUGGAAGAGGCAUGCAGGAAAGCUCGAAGAGACAGGGCUAGAAUAAAGCUGAGUCAGGAGCUGAAGGAACACCAGGAGGAGCCAGAGAGACCCAUAAGGGAUUCUGAGAGAGGAGUAUGGGGCCUUGGAGAGCAGAAACCACAGUUUAUUAGAACUGGUGGGAGAGAACAGGGGACAAUGCACAAUCACAGGCCACUAAGAGAGACCCCUGAGAUAGCAGAGGCAGUGCAGGAGGGUCAGGGGGAGCAGAUGAGAUCAGAGGAGAAACUCAACCAAUCCCUUGUUGACCACAGAGGUGUAGAUGGGAAACAAGAAGUGAUCAUGUGGGUAAGGGAGAGUCCAGGAGGCUCUGAGGAAAGUCUGGGGGAAUUGCCUGGCCCCUGGCCCCACCCAGGUUCCCUCCAAACUAGCAUCACCUCCAGGCCCUGGUGGGCUGAGGCCCCUUGGUUAGGGGAAGGCCAGCCUGCCCUAUGGAGGAGCUUCCUGUUGUUGCCACAGAGAUAUGGCACUGCCUUCUCCCAUAGCACUCCCAUUACUGGAGCUUGGCAAGAGGUCUGGCCUCAGGACCAGAGGAUGGGAUCAGUCAGGGUCACAGGUUUUGCCAAGUCUGUUACUCUCCCCCCGCCCCCCAGGAUCCCACUGUCUCUAAACCUCCACAAAAGUCUCUGGAGCCAAAACCAGUUGGCCUUCUCUAGACCUACCUCAGGUUCCCUCCCCCAGGGCCCCACAAAGCUCAGCCCUGGGGAGAUGGAAGAGUCUGAUCAGAGGCACACAGGUGCACUUGCAACCUGUGUGGGUCAUGUGGGCAAAGCAGGCCGCCCAUCUCGCCAACGUCCUCCUCCACUCCCUCCUGCUACGUCCAGGCCCUAUUCUUGUUCUGUUUGUGGAAAGAGGUUUUCACUCAAGCAUCAGAUGGAGACACACUACCGAGUUCACACAGGAGAGAAGCCCUUCUCCUGUGGCCUCUGUCCUCAGCGCUCCCGGGACUUCUCAGCCAUGACCAAGCACCUGCGGACACACGGGGCUGCACCCUAUCGCUGCCCUCUGUGCGGGGCCGGCUGCCCCAGCCUGGCCUCCAUGCAGGCACACAUGCGCGGCCACUCACCCAGCCAGCUCCCACCGGGAUGGACCAUUCGCUCCACCUUUCUCUACUCCUCCACCUCAAAGCCAUCUCGGGCCUCGACCUCCCUGUAGGCCCCCUUCCUCCUGCACCUGAAGGAAUAUCAGGCUUCUUUGCCUUCAGCCAAAUAAUGAACACAUUGAAGACGGGCCGGUGGGCUGACUAGGCUUCUGACCCGGCACCGCAGUUUCGGCUGUCUAGCAAAUUCGGCUCUAAGAGGCAUCGCAGAAAGGCCACCAAGAGCCCUCUUCCAGAUGACCGCGGGGCUGCAAAAGCCUGAGUCAGCGAUCCCGUGUGGGGAGGACAGUGAGGUUUUCACAAGUGAAGGUUAACUAUGCGGAGACUCAUCACCCAAAUAAAGCGUUUUCUGUGCUUUCCUUUCAGGACGAGAAAGCCGAGUCCAGACUAGUCUGUGUGCGUGGGUGGGAGUGCGCCCAGCAU